AUGGAGAUAACGUUAACGUUGUCAACGCAGGCGCCAGAGCAGCAGGCGCAGGAGUGGAACGGCGCGGUGGAGGCCCUGCUCCCGUCGACCCCGGCCGCCGCGGCGUGGCCGCACCUCGCCAGCUUCUGCGCGCUGCACCGGUACCUCUCCGGCGUCGACGUCUGCGAGCGCGUUGCCGGCGAGGACGGCCGCCCGGGCUGCGUCCGCUACGUCGCCUCGCACCCGGCGGGGGAGGAGGGCCAGGAGCAGCUGCAGGCCAAGUGGGCGCACGAGGAGCUGCUGGAGCUGGACGACGCCGGGCGGAGGCUCAGCUACGCCGUCGUCGGCGGCAACAUGGGGUUCGGCCGCUACGUCGCCACCAUGACGGUUGCCGGGGAGACGGAGGCGGCGGGGUGCAGGAUCGUGUGGGAGUUCGAGUGUGAGCCCGUGCAGGGGUGGAGCAGGGACGGGCUCGUCGGCUACCUUGACCACGCCGUCAAGGGCAUGGCCGCGCGGAUCGAGGAGGCCGCCACCGCGGAUGAAUCAUGAGGCGUCGCUGGCUCUCCUUGUUAAAAUCUUGCUAGUAGUUAUACUAUACUAGAUUGAAAUUAGUGGAUGUGUCUGGCAAUAUUUUGUUGCUUCAAGUUGGUUUUGUUUUUGUUG
This is a messenger RNA of Lolium rigidum, 642 nucleotides long. RefSeq names its product lachrymatory-factor synthase-like. The record is from RefSeq and is a predicted model, not a curated record. The transcript has a single exon. Lineage: Eukaryota; Viridiplantae; Streptophyta; Magnoliopsida; Poales; Poaceae. Bases 1 to 528 code for a protein of 175 amino acids.